GCAAAGAGGGAUGUGUCAUCUGUAUGUCAUUCUGCGCUACGGAAGCACGGCCACAAGUGGAAAAACACAAGUAAGACUAUAGCAUAUGAUAUGUUACGGCAUAUGAGACCAUUUUGCAGGAGGAUGCAUAUCUUUCCGGCUCUUCUCUUUGUCUCUCUUGUGGUGGUUCCACGGAGCUCAAGUCUUCCAACAAAUAGAGAAGUCGUCAGAAAUAUAAACAGCAUGAUAAGGAUUGCUCGGAUAACUCUGGUGCACAUCAACAAACUACGGACGGAGUGGCCGGUGGUUCCAACGAUAGCAACCAGCCCUCCUUCCAUUGAGGGACUAACCAACAUCAGCCGUGAUCUUGGACUGUUGGAUAAUGAACUGCAGAGCCCUCUCUUCAAACAGAUCCAGGCUGAUGUCUCCAGCUUGAAGGGACUGGUGCGCACCGUCGCCCUGACGAUGGACUGUCCCAUCUCGGCCAGACCCACGGGACGGCCCGUUGACAGUCUGUUCCCCGACAGCCAACAUCACCUGACUCUGACCACGGUGCAGCACUACCUGGAGACGGUUCUCUUGCACAAGGACAAACUCAAGGUCUGCUGAGAAAUCCGCCCUUAAUGGAUCAGUGUAGUGUCAUUUGUCUUUGCACAUACUAUUUUUAUUUUAUAUAUAAGUCUGCAAUAAUGCUAUUCCUUUGGUUUACUAAAUAUGUUGCAUGUAAUGCUAUUAUCUUUUGAGGUGCGUAUUUAUGGACAACAAAGAUCUUAUAGGAAUUGUAGCUUUAUUUUGUUUUCAAAUUGUUAUGUUUCUUCUUUUUUUUUAUAUGCGUGUUGUUAUGGUUCUACUAUGAUAGUUUGAAAGGUAUGGGAGACUAUUUGAUAGAAGUAUUAAUGGUCUUUGAUGCACUGGUUAUGUUAUUAGGAGCAGAAGGAUGUGACUAUCUUUGAGCUGAAAUGUAAUUUGUUGUAUUACAUUUAGCUAUAAAGACUUAAGACAAUA
Molecule: messenger RNA, 984 nt
Organism: Cyclopterus lumpus (lumpfish)
Lineage: Eukaryota; Metazoa; Chordata; Actinopteri; Perciformes; Cyclopteridae
Product: leptin-B-like
Exons: 3
Coding region: 91-588 (165 amino acids)
Source: RefSeq, a predicted model, not a curated record